AUACUAUGAAUAUUUUUUGUGGCUCUUUAACGUUUACGUCUUCGGAAGCGAGCGGGGGCAAAGUUCAAACACAGCGAGGCAAGAUGGCGGCGUCCUGUGUCAGUCUGCUGCCGGUGGUUUUGCUCUUGUUCUGUUUGAGUGCUCAUGCUGUGGACCGCAGCAACUUUAAAACAUGCGAUCAGAGCGCUUUUUGCAAACGUCAGAGGGAGCUAAAACCAGGUCAGUCUCCAUAUCGAGCUCUGUUAGACACAAUGGAGCUGAGUGACUCCAGACUUACUUUACAGCUCAUCAAUGACAACAACAAGGUUCGCUUGUUGUUGGAGCUGUACAGGCUGCAGGGAAACAUGACCCGUCUGAAGAUCAAUGAACUUAAACCUCUUAAACCUCGAUAUGAGGUUCCAGAUGUGCUCAUCGCUGAACCGCUUACUGAACCUCUGUCUGUGGUGGUUCAGGAUGAGAACGGUCUGGUUUUGUCUCUGGGUGGACCUGAGCAACGGCUCAUCGUAAACGCUCAGCCGUUCCGAUUGGACAUCAUGGAGGGUCGUCAAGUGCUCGUGUCCAUCAACUCCCGUGGCCUGCUGGCCUUCGAGCACCUCAGAGCACGCAAGGACACUAUCUCACAUAAAAUAAGUAGCACUGUUGGUAACAUGUGGGAUUCGCUCAAGAGCAUUUUCUCUAGUAAAAGUGAAUCUGAUUCAGAGGAAACAGCAGGACAGGAGAACGUGGCCACACAAACAGAUGAGAUAAAAGAAGAACAGGACAUGCCGGGAAUGUGGGAGGAGACAUUUAAAUCUCACAGCGAUUCAAAGCCCAAUGGUCCAUCAUCUAUUAGUUUAGAUUUUUCCUUACCGGGUGUUGAACACGUCUACGGUAUCCCUGAACACGCAGACACGCUCAAACUGAAAAACACAGAUGGAUCAGACCCGUACAGGCUGUAUAACCUGGAUGUGUUCCAAUAUGAGCUUCACAACCCAAUGGCUCUUUAUGGGUCAGUACCAGUACUCAUAUCUCACAGUGUCGAGCGCACUAUGGCUCUGUUUUGGCUCAACGCAGCAGAGACGUGGGUCGACAUCAGCUCCAGUUCUUCAGGACAGAUGAUGUUUGGAAAAAUGCUGGACUUUGUUCAAGGCCCCAGUGAAGGACCUCAAACAGACAUCCGCUGGAUAUCCGAGAGCGGCAUUAUUGAUGUUUUUAUUAUGCUGGGACCCAAACCCACCGAUGUCUUCACUCAGUACGCUUCACUUACAGGCACUCAGUCAUUUCCUCCUCUGUCAGCAUUGGCGUACCAUCAGUGUCGCUGGAACUACAACGAUCAGGAGGACGUUAAGAGUGUCGAUCAGGGUUUCGAUGAGCACGACAUCCCGUACGACUUCAUCUGGCUGGACAUCGAACAUACAGACGGAAAGCGUUACUUCACUUGGGACCCCAUCAAGUUCCCCCAGCCUAAAGAGAUGCUGCAGGGAUUGAUGGACAAGAGACGUAAGCUUGUGGCUAUCGUGGAUCCUCACAUUAAGGUGGACAGUGGCUACAAGGUUCACAAUGAAAUUAGCUCCAGAAAUCUCUAUGUGAAGAACAAAGAUGGAGGAGAUUAUGAGGGCUGGUGUUGGCCAGGUAAUGCGGGUUAUCCUGACUUUACCAACCCUGACAUGAGAGCCUGGUGGAGCAGCAUGUUUGCCUACGAUCGGUAUGAGGGUUCGAUGGAGAAUCAGUACGUGUGGAACGACAUGAACGAGCCAUCUGUGUUUAAUGGGCCUGAGGUGACCAUGCACAAAGAUGCUGUUCAUGGUGUCUGGGAACACAGAGAUGUUCACAACCUUUAUGGUUUAUAUGUGCAAAAGGCGACAGCAGAUGGUUUGAUUCAGCGUUCAGGAGGUGUAGAGAGACCGUUUGUCCUCACCCGAGCGUUUUUCGCCGGGUCCCAGCGUUACGGUGCGGUGUGGACAGGAGAUAAUGCAGCUGAAUGGGGUCACCUGAAGAUCUCCAUCCCAAUGUGCUUGAGUCUGGGCUUAGUGGGGAUCUCGUUCUGUGGAGCUGAUGUCGGCGGAUUCUUCAAGCACCCCAGCACUGAGUUGUUGGUCAGAUGGUACCAAGCAGGAGCAUACCAGCCCUUUUUCCGUGCACAUGCUCACCUGGACACUCCUCGCAGGGAGCCGUGGCUGUUCGGUCCAGAGAACACGGCUCUUAUUUGGGAUGCGGUGCGUCAGAGAUACGCCCUCCUGCCGUACUGGUACCAGCUCUUCUACAAUGCACACCAAACUGGACAACCUGUUAUGAGACCUUUAUGGGUGGAAUAUCCUGAAGAUGUCACCACUUUUGCUAUUGAGGAUGAGUACUUGCUCGGGAAGGAUCUCCUGGUCCACCCCGUUACCGAUGAGGGUGCUACAGGUGUUACUGUAUACCUGCCCGGGAAAGACGAGGUUUGGUUUGAUGUUCACACCUUUGAGAAGCACAGCGGCGCUCUGAGCCUCUAUAUUCCUGUCACUAUGAGUACUAUCCCAGUUUUUCAGCGAGGAGGAUCUAUUAUCUGCAGAAAGGACCGUAUAAGGAGAUCUUCCUCUUGUAUGGACAAUGAUCCGUACACCCUGUACGUGGCUCUCGGUUCUCAGGGCUCUGCUCAAGGAGAGCUGUACAUCGAUGACUUCCACACAUUUAACUUCGAAAAAAAUCAGUUUAUCCACAGACAUCUGUCUUUCUCGGCCGGGACACUUUCCUCGUCAAAUCUGGCACCAGACUCUCAGUUCUCCACGGGCUCUUGGAUUGAGAAGAUUAUAAUUUUCGGAGGCGUCCAGCCGUCCUCUGUCACCCUGACGAAUGCAGAUGGCACCAAGUCGGCUUUAGAGUUUGAAUUUGAUUCUGCGACAGCAGUCUUAACCCUGCGUAAGCCGGGAGUCAACGCAGCAGCAGACUGGAGCGUGCAUCUGCGAUGACGUCACCAUAAAUGCGCAGUCAGAAGAACGAACAGCACUUAAUGUCACAUGAUGACGUAAAGAGUUAAUCAGACCAAACUAAGAAAGUUUAAGAGUAUGAAUUUUUUGGAUAGGGGUGUUUUUAAGAUGUUGUACAGCAUGAAUCAGUGAUAUCGGUUUGAAUGAAGGGGACCAGUAUGUUAGAAAAAAAACUUGAUCAUGUGUUUUCACUUGACAAACUGCAAAUAGUAGCAGUUUUCCUUUAAAUUAGCAGUUGGGUGAUUGGUUGGUUGAGGAUGUAAUUAUUAUAGGUUUUGUCCAAGGUCGUGAAGUACUUCCAGGACUUCAAAACCUUUUACACUAAGAUAUUGUAUUGCGUCCAUGUUAGGUGUUUCAAGAAGAAAAAGGUUGAAUAAAAUUAUGGUAAUUCAAAAAUA
Messenger RNA from Paramisgurnus dabryanus, 3343 nucleotides. It is a transcript of the gene ganaba, whose product is annotated as glucosidase II alpha subunit a. Gene Ontology annotation, molecular function: carbohydrate binding; glucan 1,3-alpha-glucosidase activity. Gene Ontology annotation, cellular component: glucosidase II complex. Gene Ontology annotation, biological process: carbohydrate metabolic process; N-glycan processing. The record is from RefSeq and is a predicted model, not a curated record. NCBI's taxonomy places the organism in Eukaryota, Metazoa, Chordata, Actinopteri, Cypriniformes, Cobitidae.